Molecule: messenger RNA, 690 nt
Organism: Dentiscutata heterogama
Lineage: Eukaryota; Fungi; Glomeromycota; Glomeromycetes; Diversisporales; Gigasporaceae
Source: the annotation of a GenBank genome assembly
AUGCUACCCAAAAGAUCAUUAACCAAAGAUUUACAAUCUGAACAAUAUGCUUAUCAACAAAAUCAUACAUCUUCUGUAGAGCCAACUUAUAUCGAAGAUCAGCAAAUUCAAAAUCGAACUACAUCUUCUCUUGCAGCAGCUAAAUAUCAACAUAGAGUGCCAUCGCAAAUAAAUAUAAGAUCUGGUGUUUUAAGAUACAAUUCGAUCUCUUCGAAUGUUCAAAAUACUAAUCCUUACACAACAAUUCAACAGAAUAGAGAUUAUACAACUUCAGCUCAAAACAAUGAAAUUUCUUUUCAAGAUGAAGCACACCUUCUUCGAUGGUUAGAAACACGCAAAGAUCUUGUUUUACAGGCAUUGCAUGCAAUUUGUUCGUCAUCACCUAUUAUGUCAAACCAGCCUCUUAAAAAACAUAUCGAUGUACUCGAUUAUGAUACUUUCAAAAAUCGUCAACUAGAAGUAAAUUUAUUGGAAACUUUCAUUGCCAAAAGUCUCAAAAUACAUGUAGAAUUCUUGAAAGCAGAAUCGAGAGGAGAAGACCUUGAUUAUAACUCUAUAGUUCUAAAUCGUAUUAAGGAAUUAGAUUAUAUUACUAUUGGUUUCAAGUUUUCGGCCACAAGUAAUCUUCAAUACGCCAAUCAACUGGAACUUAAAGAAGAACGAGAAAAAUCAAAAAAUAAAAGGCAUUAG